Messenger RNA from Papilio machaon (common yellow swallowtail), 827 nucleotides. Its product is annotated as THAP domain-containing protein 5. The transcript is spliced from 3 exons. The coding region runs from base 119 to 637 and encodes 172 amino acids. NCBI's taxonomy places the organism in Eukaryota, Metazoa, Arthropoda, Insecta, Lepidoptera, Papilionidae. Gene Ontology annotation, molecular function: sequence-specific DNA binding. The record is from RefSeq and is a predicted model, not a curated record.
UAUAUUUGUAUCUAAUGUUUUUUUCAAAAUAAGUGAAAUAGAAGAAUGAAAGAUAAUUGAUUUGACAAGUUUAUUAAUGAUUAAAUAAAAAACUAAGAGUUAAAUAAAUUCUGUCGCAAUGGUGAGUUGUGUCGUUAUUAGGUGCAGAAAUUGUUCAGGGAAAAUAUCAAAAAAUAAGGACGGAAUUACAUUUCACAGAUUUCCGCGGGAUAAAGUGAGGAAAAGAAAAUGGGAGAUUGCUGUAAAUCGCGAGGAAGGCUGGACGUCAUCUGCAUCAAGUACAGUAUGCUCCGAACAUUUUAUCACCAAAGAUUUUUACUUGACAGAGAGUGGAUUACGGAAGCUUUCACAAGAUGCCAUACCUUCUAUUAAUAUAUCAGCAUGUCAAGAUUAUGAACCAACAAUAUCUGACUCUGAAGCAGUGGGAAUAAACCCAAAUGAUUCAGAGGAAGUUGUACAACUAAAAUGUAAAGUCCGAAGGCUCGAAGAGCUUGCUGAAAUGAGGAAAAGAAAGUUGAAUCUCAUGUGGCAAGGGAAAAAGAGACUCAAAAAGAAAUUUGCACAGAUGAGAUAUCUUUUGAAACAUUUGAUUAGAUAUGAUCAAUAUAAAGCAGAACAGAAUAAUUCACAGACUUGAAAAUAUGACAACAUAACUCUGACAAAGUGCAGAGGUUGGCAACCUAUGGUCGUUCAGUAUCAUAAUGCUGACCCAUUUAAAUUAAAAAACAUUUUAUGCUACAACUAUAAAAAUAAAAAGAUAUCUCUGGUCCUCAAACAAACCUUAAUGUUUACUUUGAUUGAUUCUAGUUUGUAAUAAAAAAAGGUUU